UCGGCCCGCCUGGCCUUCGGCUUCAGCAGCUGGGACAUCGCCCUGCUCGUCUUCUGGGGGCCCAUCGGCUUCGCACCCUGCUUCUUCUUCAUGUGGCUUAUGGACAAGAAGGGUCUGAGAGUAACUGUGUUAUUAACAUCAUCCCUGAUGGUAUUGGGAGCUGGCCUACGAUGUGUUCCAGUUUCAGACCUAGAAAUAAGGAAGAAACUGAUUCACGGCGGGCAGCUGCUGAACGGGUUGGCAGGGCCGACGGUGAUGAACGCGGCGCCGUUCCUGUCCACUACGUGGUUUUCUCCGGAUGAACGUGCCACGGCCACCGCCAUCGCGUCUCUGCUCAGUUACCUGGGUGCCGCCGGUGCCUUCCUGGUGGGACCUCUCGUCGUUCCUUCUCCUAACGGAUCAUCGCAUCAGCUCGGGUCAGGAAGCAACAUGGAGCACAUCAAGGACCGCAUCGAGGCUGUACUGUAUGCAGAAUUUGGAAUGGUUUCCUUGAUAUUUUCCGCAGCGUUGGCCUACUUCCCCUCACGCCCUCCGUUCCCUCCCAGCGUGGCUGCAGCUAGUCAACGGCUUAGCUACAGGAGAAGUUUUUGUAGACUCUUAAGCAAUUUCCGAUUCUUGAUGAUUGCUCUAGCCUAUGCUAUACCAUUGGGUGUUUUCUCUGGCUGGUCUGGUGUUCUGGAUAUGAUAUUAACACCAGUUCAUGUAAGCCAAGUAGAUGCAGGCUGGAUUGGAUUUUGGUCCAUAGUUGGAGGUUGUGUUGUUGGCAUAGCAAUGGCAAGAUUUGCAGAUUUUAUCAGGGGAAUGCUGAAAUUUAUAUUGCUGCUGCUUUUAUCUGGAGCAACAUUAGCAUCAACCUGGUUCACUCUCACCUGUCUAAACAGUGUCACUCAUCUGCCUUUAACCACAGCUACACUGUACACAUCCUGUAUUUUGUUGGGUAUAUUCCUGAACAGCAGCGUACCGAUAUUCUUUGAGCUCUUUGUGGAAACAGUCUACCCCGUUCCAGAGGGAAUUACCUGCGGAGUUGUCACCUUCCUGAGUAACGUGUUUAUGGGAGUGCUUUUGUUUUUCCUCACAUUUUACCAUACAGAAUUUUCCUGGUUCAACUGGUGCCUGCCGGGGUCGUGUCUGCUCAGUCUGCUCCUCAUCCUGUGCUUCCGGGAAUCCUACGACAGACUCUAUCUCGACGUGGUCGUCUCCGUGUGAUAACACAGAACUGACCACGGUUUGGAAGAGGCCAGACGUC
Molecule: messenger RNA, 1246 nt
Organism: Tinamus guttatus (white-throated tinamou)
Lineage: Eukaryota; Metazoa; Chordata; Aves; Tinamiformes; Tinamidae
Gene: SLC49A4
Product: solute carrier family 49 member 4
Cellular component (GO): membrane; intracellular membrane-bounded organelle
Source: RefSeq, a predicted model, not a curated record